Messenger RNA from Panicum virgatum (switchgrass), 1653 nucleotides. RefSeq names its product RING-H2 finger protein ATL58-like. Bases 758 to 1459 code for a protein of 233 amino acids. The record is from RefSeq and is a predicted model, not a curated record. The transcript has 4 exons. Lineage: Eukaryota; Viridiplantae; Streptophyta; Magnoliopsida; Poales; Poaceae.
CGCUAGCUCGCGGCGUUCUUUCUCCCUCAGCCCUCCCCCAUUUCUCUAUUCCCAUUUCGAUACUUGCAACCCAGCCAGCCAGCUCGUCUCCCCCCUCCACCCCACCCGAUCCGCGCCGCCGCGUCUCGCAUGCCCGGCAACCUCUCUCGCCGUCACCCUUCUGAUCCGCGCUGGUAUUCCGCCGGCGCGAGACCGGGACCCCUUCCGAGCUUAGUGUUGCAUCAGCAUCAGCCUCGACCCCAUCCCUCGCUGCCCCCGCCCUGAUCUCGGUUCCUCCGUCCGCGUCCCGGCCGCGAUCCGUCCUUUGCCGGGCAGGCAAUUUGAUUUCAGUUCCUGAAUGCUGCUACCUCCACAGACCUCUAUUCGUGCUGUUGGUCCUUGCGGAUUGCGCGCUGUCAGGUCUGGAUAGUGCGGGUGGUGCAGUGUGUCCUCCGUUCUUCCUCGCCCGGCCCCAAAAGAUUUCGCGAGCAAUUAGGUGCAGUUUUGUUUAUUUGGCUCUGCAAAGUCUAGACGGCCGAGAGAAUCCCCUUCUAGUGACGGGAUGACGGCAUCAAUUCUUGUGAUGUUUUGUGGCUAGGACACCAUCACUACUGCUUACUCUUGCUUAGUUGACCUUGAGCCCUUUCCCUUUCGCGUGUUGUGUCAGUUAAUUAGCCUGUGGUUGUUGGGGAGAUCACGAGGUUUUCUUGCCCUUGUUGUCUAUCCGUAGUAGGUAGAUUGUGUUGGAUAUUUUCCGGUAGGACAUUGUGGGUUCGUGAUGUCUUGCACCUCCCCAGAUCCGCCAGACUACUGCUCGGCCGAAUCGCCUGAGCUCAAGCUGUACCAGGCCUUCAUCUUCUCGGUGCCUGUCUUCUUUACAUUUGUCUUGCUCCUCUUCUUCUACCUGUUCUACCUGAGGCGGCGCAGGGCCAAUUGGCAGUCCUUGAGGAUGAGGACGAAUAAUUUGAUACGAGAUAACCCCAGGCUGGAGUGUGGUUUGAAGAAGGAGAUGCGGGAAAUGUUGCCAGUGGUUAUCUAUAAAGAGAGUUUCUUGAUCAGGGAGACACAGUGCUCUGUCUGCCUAGCAGACUAUCAACCAGAUGAGCGGCUUCAGCGAAUACCUCCUUGUGGCCAUACCUUCCAUAUCAAUUGUAUCGACCACUGGCUCUCUAAAAACACAACCUGCCCCCUUUGUCGAGUCUCGCUCCUUCCAGCCCCCAAAGCAACCAGCAUUGACCCGGAUUUGGAAGCACAAACUGUAGAGGAAUCUCUGAAUGUACACCAUCAGGAGGACCUCUCCAACAGGAACACAUCACAGGAAGAUCAGACAGCCGAAGGUGGUGGAGCCGCUGGUGGUCAGGCCGAAGAACAACGUAGCGAUGCUGUCGAGCCGUUGACUGUCAGGGUGGUCACUGAGCCUCAAGCUGACACGGAAGGGUCACCAAGCACAACCUGCCAACCCGACAAAGCAAAGAAAUAAAGGUGACAAUGAUAUAUUUCUUGUAAGUUGUAACAUUGUAUGUUUAGCUGAUCAGGAGGGACAUACACAUAAAGAUCACCAUUGAUGUUGUAAUACCUGUUUACCAGGGAAAAAAAGGAAAAAUUAAGUGCUGAAGAAAUAUUUAUGGGUACAUAAUUAACAUGACCGAUACAGUACCAGUGACCUGUUUUUCA